Molecule: messenger RNA, 1052 nt
Organism: Pelagomonas calceolata
Lineage: Eukaryota; Pelagophyceae; Pelagomonadales; Pelagomonadaceae
Source: the annotation of a GenBank genome assembly
AACUUGUGCGUCCUGCACAGCGUAAACAAGUAAGUACCAGUUGAGGGCAGUGUGGCAUUUUACGAAUUGAUCACUUGGCUCGCCACACUGUGAAAACCGCGGCCAAAUCCGACCGCUGCGCGCUGCGCGGGCUCGAAACCGGUGCGCGCGCUGUAAUCGUGCGGUGCCACGCCGCGUUCGUUACGGCACAGCGCAAACGGCGGCACCGCUUCAUAAGACCGCGCUACCACGCGCGUCACGCAUCACGCCGCCGACGCGCAACCGCGAGAGCAACCGCGAGACGCAACCGCGAGACACGACCGCGUCGCCUCGCGCGCAGGCAACCACAGCAGCCAUGGUCGCCACGCGCGCCCGGCGCGCCUCGGGCGAGGGCACGCCCAAGCAGACGGCCACGAAGCGCGUCGCGGCCCGGAGCAAGUCCCCGGCCCCCAAGAAGCCCGCGGCGCGCGCGAAGAGCCCCGCGCCGCGCGGCAAGAAGCCGUCCUCGAAGAAGGGCCAGCGCAAGCCGCCGCCGCCCGUCGGGCUCUAUGACCGGGCCCUGGCGACGUACCCCGUGGCGACGAACGCCGCGCAGGCGGGCCUCAUGUCGUUCGCGUCGGCGCUCGCGUCGCAGUCGCUGGCGGGCAUACCGGUCGACGAAUUGGACUACGAGAAGCCGCUGCAUUUUGGUGCGGUGGCGGCGUUAGUGGUCGCGCCUCUAUCAUUGGUGUUCUUCAACUUCGUCGAGAACCUGAGCGUGCCGGCGAAACUGCUCUUCGAUCUGGUGGUAGGCGGGCCGGUCCUGAACGUGGGCUUCGUGGCGGCGCUCGGGUUGCUGCGGGGGCAGUCGCUGGAGUCGAUCGUCGCGACGGUGUCGUCGGUCGACCAGUUCUGGGUCGCGCUCGUGCUCGCGUCGAACAAGGUCUGGCUGCCGGCGAAGGUGUUCAUGUACGGCUUCCUGCCGGCGCGGUACUGGGGCCUCUGGUGCGCCGUCGUGUCCUUCGUCUGGGGCAUCAUCCUCGCGGUGAUCGUCGUCUGAAUCUCUGCGCGCGUCCUCGACUAAGCUUCGGGCG